CCCACUUUCGAGCAUAUUGGCAAAGAUCAGAAGAAAAACCAAUAAGAAAAUAAAAAACUAUGGUUUAUAACAGCAACUUCAACGUGAGCGUGACGAAGAAAGAAGUUGUAGCAGCGGCGCUGCCACUGCAAGAGCAUUAUCUCCCACAUUCCAACCUCGACUUGCUCUUGCCUCCGGUUGAUGUCGGGGUUUUCUUGUGUUACCAAAAACCUGCGGCGGCUUCGGAUCAAGCCACGACCGAUGAACAUUAUGCGACGUUUGGUUCGAUGGUGAAUACUCUCAAGGCGGCCUUGUCUGAGGCGCUGGUCUCCUUCUAUGCGCUGGCCGGUGAGGUGGAGCAGAACCUCGCCGGAGAGCCGGAGCUGAUUUGUAAUAACCGAGGCGUAGAUUUCAUCCAAGCAUUUGCUGAUGUGGAGCUCAGAAAACUAAACUUGUAUAAUCCUGAUGACAGCGUUGAAGGCAAGCUCGUUCCCAAGAAGAAGCAUGGCGUCCUUGCUGUUCAGGCUACAGAACUGAAAUGCGGAGGAAUAGUGGUGGCAUGUACGUUUGAUCACCGGGUGGCCGAUGCCUAUUCUACCAACAUGUUUCUGGUAUCUUGGUCGGAAAUAGCUCAGUCGAAGAUACCGUCCCAGCAGCCAUGUUUCAGGCGAUCAUUUCUUUUCCCACGGCGCCCCGGCCAUUACGAUCUCUCCGUUGCCAACAUGUACGUACCAAUUUCAUCACUCCCACUGCCGGAGCCCGCGGGAGUGGAAGAACCCUUAAUAUCCCGGAUAUACUGUGUCACGGCAGAGCAAAUCAGGCAUCUCCAAUCACAAGCCAACGAUUACUCUAAGAAAGAUGUCACGAAGGUCGAGGCAUUCUGUGCCUUUCUCUGGAAAACAGUUGCCUCAGGGAAGAGUCGCCGGAAUUUCAAGAAUUUCAGGUUGGGGAUCGUGGUGGACGGGAGGACAAGAUUGAGCAGCGGCGACGAAAAUAAAGCCAAAUCUUUCAAAGGGUACUUCGGAAACGUUCUUUCGAUUCCAUUCGGAGAGAAAACCAUUGAAGAACUUAGCGAAAAUCCGCUGACUUGGGUGGCAUCCGCCGUGCACGAGUUCUUAGAGGAAGCUGUGACGAGGGAACAUUUCCUUGGACUCAUUGAUUGGGUGGAAGCUCACCGCCCCGAGCCGGCCGUGGCGAAAGUAUACGCCUGCAGCGGCGACGGAGCGGCAUUGGUGGUGUCGUCGGGGCAGCGGUUUCCGGUGAGAAAGAUAGAUUUUGGUUGGGGGAAGCCGGCGUUUGGAUCGUAUCAUUUUCCGUGGGGAGGGCAAUCGGGAUACGUAAUGCCGAUGCCAAGUCCGAAAGGGAACGGAGAUUGGAUUGUUUACAUGCAUCUGCAGAAAGAAGAGGUGGAAUUGAUAGAGACUUAUGCUUCACACGUCUUCAAGCCUUUUACUUCAGAUCAUCUCAACUUCGAUUGAUCAUCCACCGUCUUCAUCUCAUCAUUGUGGAUUCAGCAUUGUUUUAGUCUAACUACAAAUUUAUGUACCCUAAAUAUGCAUGUAAUACAACAUAAUAAAUAGAUGGAAGCAGAGUUAUCCUAAA
This is a messenger RNA of Ipomoea triloba (trilobed morning glory), 1581 nucleotides long. RefSeq names its product shikimate O-hydroxycinnamoyltransferase-like. NCBI's taxonomy places the organism in Eukaryota, Viridiplantae, Streptophyta, Magnoliopsida, Solanales, Convolvulaceae. Bases 60 to 1457 code for a protein of 465 amino acids. Gene Ontology annotation, molecular function: acyltransferase activity, transferring groups other than amino-acyl groups. The transcript has 2 exons. The record is from RefSeq and is a predicted model, not a curated record.